AUGACUGGAUACCAAAAAUUCGAGCUUAUUCCCGCCAUCAUUCCUCGCUCAGUGACGACACCUGAAGUGGACUGCAGUCUACAGCCACCGGAGGCUUAUCAAAUUCUUAAUCUCAACUCCACAAUCUCCUUUGAUACCUCUAUUCCGGCUUCGCCAUCCAACUCAGACUCACAGGAAGCCCAGAGCUCAGUCACAAAUGACGUGGAAAGCAAGAAACAUAAAUUACAUACUACCAAGCGACGCAUGCAAAACCGUGACGCGCAGCGCCGGUUCCGCGGACGCAAAGAAGAGCGUCAUCAAAUACUCGAGCAACGGGCUACUGAACUCGAAGCAAAGUGCCAAAGGCUCUCGGAGGGAUUCGAGCAGAAGUCCAAAGAGGUGUCUAAGAUCAUUAAAGAAAAAGAGGCCCUUGCUACCGAAAUGCAAGAUCUGCGCAAGCGAUGGAACCUUAUGUUGAUGCUGUUACGACGGCCAAACAGGCUGCAGUCACUGUCCAGCUUGCUAGGGAGUGAUUCGUCUUCAACUUCCGGUUCCUCUCUUAGCUCAUCAUCCUCGCCGUCUUCGAUAAAAGCUGAGCCGAUGUUGCCGCUGGAAGACUUACUUGGGUGUCUACAGGAGUUGCUAUUGCCAAAUGAGAUGCCCCACGGGUCGUCCCCUCUUUGUUGA
This is a messenger RNA of Penicillium cataractarum, 666 nucleotides long. Its product is annotated as bZIP transcription factor. The coding region runs from base 1 to 666 and encodes 221 amino acids. Lineage: Eukaryota; Fungi; Ascomycota; Eurotiomycetes; Eurotiales; Aspergillaceae. The transcript has 2 exons. The record is from RefSeq and is a predicted model, not a curated record. Gene Ontology annotation, molecular function: DNA-binding transcription activator activity, RNA polymerase II-specific; transcription cis-regulatory region binding. Gene Ontology annotation, cellular component: RNA polymerase II transcription regulator complex.